AUGAAAAAAUAUGGGGUCCAUCAUAAAAUUUCAACUCCUUAUCAUCCUCAAACCAAUGGCCAAGCUGAGUUGGCCAACCACGAAAUCAAAGCCAUUCUUGAAAAAACAGUCAACCCAAAUAGGAAAUAUUGGUCUUUGAGGCUUUUGGACACUUUAUGGGCUUAUAGGACAGCUUUUAAAACUGUCCUAGGCACGUCUCCCUAUCAUUUGGUUUACGGUAAAGCGUGUCAUCUCCCUAUUGAGCUAGAACACAAGGCUUAUUGGGCUGUCAAACACUUUAACUUUUCUACUAACAAUUUUGGUGUCUUAAGGAAAUUGGAGCUGAAUGAAUUAGAAGAGUUAAGACACGAUGCCUACAGUAAUGCCAAACUUUACAAGGAGAAAACUAAGGUUUUCCAUGAUAAGCACAUUCAGAGGAAGAGUUUUCUCCCAAAUCAAAAGGUUCUCCUCUAUAACUCUAGACUCCAUGUGUUUGCCAGUAAACUUCGAUCCAAAUGGAGUGGUCCUUAUAUUGUUCAGACAGUGUUUCCCCAUGGGGCUGUUGAAAUCCUUAAUCCACACAAUGGUAAAAAUUUUAAGGUGAAUGGACAGCGGCUCAAACCUUUCCUUGACCAUUUUUCACUCGAGGAUACCAUUAUCCAUUUACUGGACCCUGGCCCUCCAGCCGAGCCUUGA
Messenger RNA from Juglans regia (Persian walnut), 675 nucleotides. RefSeq lists its product as uncharacterized. The record is from RefSeq and is a predicted model, not a curated record. The transcript has a single exon. Gene Ontology annotation, molecular function: nucleic acid binding. Gene Ontology annotation, biological process: DNA integration. NCBI's taxonomy places the organism in Eukaryota, Viridiplantae, Streptophyta, Magnoliopsida, Fagales, Juglandaceae. Bases 1 to 675 code for a protein of 224 amino acids.